Messenger RNA from Heteronotia binoei (common prickly gecko), 1142 nucleotides. Its product is annotated as D(1B) dopamine receptor-like. Gene Ontology annotation, biological process: adenylate cyclase-activating adrenergic receptor signaling pathway. Gene Ontology annotation, molecular function: G protein-coupled receptor activity. Gene Ontology annotation, cellular component: membrane. The transcript has a single exon. The record is from RefSeq and is a predicted model, not a curated record. Bases 72 to 1142 code for a protein of 356 amino acids. Lineage: Eukaryota; Metazoa; Chordata; Lepidosauria; Squamata; Gekkonidae.
CGGCGGCGGGCGGCGCGCUGUCGCUGCUGGUGCUGGGCACGCUGGUGGGCAACGGGCUGGUGUGCGCGGCCAUGGUGGGCUGCCGCCACCUGCGCGCCAAGGUGACCAACCUCUUCCUGGCCUCGCUGGCCGUCUCGGACCUGCUGGUGGCGCUGCUGGUGAUGCCCUGGAAGGCGGCGGCCGAGGUGGCGGGCUACUGGCCCUUCGGCGGCGCCUUCUGCCGCCUCUGGGUGGCCUGCGACAUCAUGUGCUCCACCGCCUCCAUCCUCAACCUCUGCCUCAUCUCGCUCGACCGCUACUGGGCCAUCGCCAGCCCCUUCCGCUACCAGCGCAAGAUGACCCCCCGCCGGGCCCUGGCCACCAUCGGCCUGGCCUGGGCCCUCGCCCUCCUCCUCUCCUUCCUGCCCGUCCAGCUCGACUGGCAUAAGGCCGCCGCGCCCCCCGCCCUCGCCGCCGACCCCCGCCGCUGCGACGCCAGCCUGAACCGCACCUACGCCCUCGCCUCGUCGCUCAUCAGCUUCUACAUCCCCGUGGCCGUGAUGCUGGUCACCUACAGCCGCAUCUACCGCAUCGCCCGCGGCCAGAUCCGCCGCAUCUCCUCGCUGGAGCGCGCCGCCGAGCACGCCCGCAGCUGCAGCAGCCCCGGGCCGGCGGGCGCCCCGUCAGGGCCGGCGCUGGGCGCCUCCCUGCGCAAGGAGACGCGCGUCCUCAAGACGCUGGCCCUCAUCAUGGGCGUCUUCGUCUGCUGCUGGCUGCCCUUCUUCGUCCUCAACUGCCUGGUGCCCUUCUGCCCCGACGGCCCCUGCGUCAGCGACGCCACCUUCGACGUCUUCGUCUGGUUCGGCUGGGCCAACUCCUCGCUCAACCCCAUCAUCUACGCCUGCAACGCCGACUUCCGCAAGGUCUUCUCCAGCUUCCUGGGCUGCCCCCGACGCCGCGGCUCCCCGACGCCCGGCGGCGAGACCGCCCACCUCAGCCGCGAGCUCCUCUCCUACCACCGGGACCCGCCGCUGCCUGAGGAGGAACCCGCCCAGCCUGGCAUGGGGACCGGGCCCAGGUCGCCCCAGGCUGCCCACUGCCGGCUGGACCUCUCCAUCCAGGCCCUGCCCCCUUCCAGCCCCCGGGGCCUUGGAAGGGACUGA